UUCCAUCUGCGGCUAAUUUCAGUGCGGUACACUUCAAUUUGUUUCGAUAGAGAUAGAAUUUUCAAGUUCACGAAACCCGACCAGCCAUUCUUGUUUCGGUCUCGAGCUCGUCGCGUCCGCUGCGCUUGACGCUCGUUUAUUUUGUUAUGCGAUGUCGGGAGUGAAAGGAGUUCUGUAACGCACGAGUGUUUUCAUUAACCGUACUGUUUACAGCAUGAUUGUGUAAACUGGACUAGACUAAUGUCUGUUGUUUGUUGAACGAAUUAUCAAGAAAACGUAAACAUGGUGCAGGAAUUCGUGUCUCCCGUGAGGGUCCACAAGUUCCCAUUCGAAAUGGUUAUGGCUGCAUAUGAGCGGCGGUUUCCGAACUGCCCGCAGAUCCCUGUGGUCCUGGAGUGCGUGAUAACUGAAGAUAGCUGGUCCGAGGACGACUCCCAGCGAGACACCUCGCGCCGUUGCCAGCUGAAUGUCGAUGCGCCGUAUCUCUUGAAGAAGAUGGUCGGCGUCGACUACAUCUAUUUCAUCCAGAAGAACCACCUGGACCUGAAGGCGCGAGUGCUGGAAAUCGAGGCCACCAACGAGUCCUUCGCCAACAGGGUCGUGGUGUUGGAGAAAUGCCGAUAUUACGUACACCCAGAGAACCCGAACUGGACGUGUUUCGAGCAGAGCGCCCAUCUCGACGUGACGAAUUUCUUCGGGCUGGAGAGUACUGUCGAGAAGAUCGCCAUCAAGCAGUACUCGGCUAACAUUACCAAGGGCAAGGAGCUGAUCGAGGUAUUCAUGAAGGGUGUUGAAGCCGACGGCAUCAAAGACCUCCAACCUUGGAACCCUGACGACCCGGCACACAACAGGGAACUCAGGCGCAUUGUCUCCAGAAAUACGGAGCCUCUGUCACCAAGGACCACGACCGAGCCGCAGCGACAGCCUAAACCAGACCAGUACACGCUCGACAGCGAGUACAUCAAGCGAUACCUCGGAGAACUGACGCCGAUGCAAGAAUCCAGACUUCUGCAGCUCAGGAAGUGGAUCGCUGACUUGCAGAAGGGGAAGGUACCAUCAGAUACUACACUCCUCCGAUUCCUCCGCGCCCGUGAUUUCAACGUGGAGAAGUCCCGUGAGAUGCUCUCCCAAUCCCUGCUCUGGCGCAAACGGCACCAGGUCGACCGCAUACUGUCGGAGUACGAGACACCGCAGGUCGUGGCGCAGUACUUCCCUGGAGGAUGGCACCAUCACGACAAAGACGGACGUCCGCUAUACAUCCUCCGACUCGGCCAGAUGGACGUCAAGGGCUUGCUCAAGUCCGUCGGGGAAGACGGCCUCCUGAAGUUGACGCUUCACGUGUGUGAAGAGGGCCUCAAACUGCUGGAAGAAGCCACCCGCUCCUCGGAGCACGCGGUCCAGUCCUGGUGCCUCCUGGUAGACCUGGACGGGCUCAACAUGAGGCACCUGUGGAGACCUGGAGUCAGAGCUUUGCUGAGGAUCAUACAGAUCGUCGAGGCGAACUAUCCUGAGACUAUGGGACGGGUGCUCAUUGUGAGAGCUCCGAGAGUUUUCCCGAUUUUAUGGACGAUUGUCAGCACGUUUAUAGAUGAGAACACCCGCAGCAAAUUCCUGUUCUACGGCGGCAAGGACUACCUGCAGCCGGGCGGCUUGCUCGACUACAUCCCCAAGGACCUCAUACCCGACUUCCUCGGAGGGCCUUGCAAGAGUUUCGUGCACGAAGGAGGCCUGGUGCCGAAGAGUUUGUACGUGAGCGGCGCCUUCACCGAGCGCGACGGAGACCCGCUGUGUGAGGACAGCAUCUACCGCUCCGUUAGCCUUGGGAAGGGCCAGGUUCAUGAAGUGAUCGUGAACAACAAAGACCCGCAGAGCGUGCUGACCUGGGACUUCGACGUGCUCCGACACGAUAUAGCGUUCACCGUGUACCGCUCGCCCCACGACCUGGAGCUCGACGAUCCCACAGUGGAUUGCACCGGCGCUGGCACAGGGACUGAGGAGGGCCGCUCGGCGCUGGCGCGGCAGGACUGGCGCGAGGGGGAGCACUACCACAAGGUGGAGCACACGCUUAUCGCGCACGACGGAGAGAGCAUACAGGGGUCGCACGUGAUGCUGGAGCGCGGCUGCUACGUGCUGCAGUGGCGCUGCGAGCUGCUGGACCACGCGCCGCGCGCGCAGCUCAUGUACUUCCACGAGACGCUCGCCUCGCACCACUACAAGGGCUCGAUGUCCAGCCUGCAGUCUGGCGCUUCCGGGUUCUCGUGCCUCAGCACCAAGUCCGCCGCCAGCUCCUGCCCGUCCCGGUGAUGCGACGUCCCCCCCGCCCCUGACGCAGAGGCCUAGACACCAGGGGGCAUUCACCUAACGUGUGCCCAGUACAAACACGAUAUCAAACUCGUUAGGUUCUUUCUGCCUGAUCUCCUGCAACAACGUAGACUCUGACGGUGACACACACGGGGGAGUUUUAAGUGGGGUCCCUUUGUUUCCCAUAAAGUUUUAAGUCAUAAUGUAUUGUUUGUCAUAUUAUCGUUAGUCAUAAAACUGAAACCGUUAACUUUUCAGGAUUUUCCUAAGGUUAUUCUAUAGAUAGGUUAGGUUAGGUUAGGUUUGUUUUAUGGCAAUCCUGAAAAAUUACGCGUUUCUGAGAAAAACCAAUUAUGACUAACGAAAAUUCGGACAAACAAUACAUUAUGACUUAAAACUAUUUGGGAAACAAUAGAGACCCGUUUUAAGUACCUCUCCAAUUAGAGCGAACGUUCGUUGACUCAAAUGGAGCCUACGGUUUAAUGUGUGUCAUAUACGAAAGUGAAUUUUAUAGUAAGUUUUUUUCUGCUUGGAAUCACCAGCCGGACUCGCGCGACAGUAUCUCUCCCGCGUGAUAGACUACCCGUCCCUCUUUAAUACAGUUAGACUACUCGCCUUCUUCUAACUUCUUCUUCUUCUUCUUAUUAAUUAUAGAUGGGGGUCCCUCUUAGGUGAUGAGACGCUGUGCUCAAGCUUCAACUUAAUGAGGCCUAGACCGUCACAGUGACGCACACGGGGGUACUUACCUCCCCUUUGAGAGCGAACAAACUAUGCCUCAAAUGGACCCCACGGAAUUAAAGAAUGACUCACGUUAGACCGGGCCGUGUCCGACCCGGAGCUUCCGGUGCAUCGUUUUCUAUAGAGAGCAUCACGUGAUCGCCUGUCAUGUCAAAGAAAAAUAAGCGUCAAAAGCUCCGGCCCGGACACGGCCCGGUCUAACGUGAGUCAUCCUUAAGUCUGUGUGCGUCUCGUACAAACACGAAUUUUCUGAAUAUUUUAAGUGAAGAAAUUUCCUAUUCCUGCGAUAAAAGGAUUUAAAAAAUCCUUAAAGAAAAUGUCUUCAGUAAUAACGCAGGUAAAUCGCGUGAGAAGAAAAACACUGGGGUUUGAACAGAUGUGGUUCAUAAUAAUUUUCCAUCGUAUUUUCACGGAAACGUACGAACGUGUUGCUAUUUCAGUCAGUCUCGGUAUAAAAAGUACUGAUGUUGACUGAAGUAACAUGACAUACUUAACACUCUUUUAAGGGGAAGUGUAAUUCUUAUCUCAAUAAGUGAUAAUCAAAUCCAGAAGCAUUCUAGAAAAAGGGUAUCAAAUUUGUUCACCCAUUUUACGAGUUUAUACU
This is a messenger RNA of Cydia fagiglandana, 3643 nucleotides long. RefSeq names its product protein real-time (gene retm). The transcript has 15 exons. Bases 283 to 2304 code for a protein of 673 amino acids. Lineage: Eukaryota; Metazoa; Arthropoda; Insecta; Lepidoptera; Tortricidae. The record is from RefSeq and is a predicted model, not a curated record. Gene Ontology annotation, cellular component: cytoplasm.